CGGGCGCCGUCCGUGCUGAGUCACGGUCGGUCGGUCGGUCGAUCGGUCGGUCGUCGGGGAUGGGCACGGCCAUCCUGUGCGGCGGGGGUCUCCUCCUGGAGCGGGCCCGGCACCUCCGCCUCCACACCGGGAACCUGCUCAACUGGGGCCGCCUACGGAGGAAGGGUCCCGACGCCCACGGACACGAGCUAAGAGAUUGCAUUCAAAAGACGCUGAGCGAAUGGAGUUCCCAAAUCAGCCCAGAUCUACUGCGGGAGUUGCCGGAUGCCUUGGAAUGUACUGUCUCUCAGGCGGUAGAAAAAAUAAAUCCCGACGAAAGAGAAGAAAUGAAAGUUACCGCAAAACUGUUCAUUGUAGGAUCUAAUACUUCGUCCAUCAAAGAUUCAGUUGACAUUGCCUGCUCUGUCCUGGGGAUUGCUCAGCUCGACUCAGUAAUCAUAGCUUCCCCUCCCAUUGAAGAUGGAGGCAGUCUCUCCUUGGAACACUUACAGCCGUAUUGGGAAGAACUGGAAAACCUCGUUCAGAACAAAAAGAUUGUUACUAUAGGUACCUCCGACCUAGACAAAAUGCAGUUGGAGGAACUGUACCAAUGGGCCCAGGUAAAGCCUAGCAGUAAUCAGGUUAACCUUGCUUCUUGUUGUGUGAUGCCUCCUGAUUUGACAGCAUUUGCUAAAGAGUUUGACAUUCAGCUGCUGACUCACAACGAUCCCAAAGAACUUCUUUCUGAAACAAAUUUCCAAGCAGCUCUUCAAGAAAGUUUCCCAGACAUUCAAGCAAACGAGUGGAUACCACUGUGGCUCCUACGGUAUUCCGUCAUUGUCAAAAGCAGAGGGAUUAUCAAAUCAAAAGGCUACAUUUUGCAAGCUAAAAGAAGGGGAACUUAAUGCUUUUUGAUGUCAUGUUUUGGAAAAGUAGCUUUUUGAGGGGGAGGCAAAAGAAGUGAAAAUCCAGAAACUGUAAAGACCAAAACUUUCAAGUGAUAUGCGAGGGCAAGAUUUUUGCAGGUGAAUUGGGCAGGAUGUAGUCAAGUACUAAAUAUCCUUUCUUGCCUCAAGACCAGUUCUCUAUUGUAUAAAAUGUAUUGUUUUCAGUAAACUAUUAUUUUCUAAUUGAGAUUGUCUAUAAAAAAAAAAUUGGAAUUUAUUUCCUUCUUAUUUUUAUGAGUAAGUCAAGAAAAUUGUUGCUAGAUAAAUUGGGGCUGCAGGCAUCCACUUAUUCAUCCUAUGCCAGAGUAAGCAUCCUCACUUUUGAUUUGCAAAAGUAUUUUUUCAUGAAUUGUUUUUUGGCUCCUUGAUAGUACUAAAGAUUGUUUAAUUGCCGUUCUUAGAACUUCCGACACUGGAACAUGCUUCAGGGUUUUUAUUCACUAGUGAAAAUUACGUCGCAGAGUUAAGAUAAAUCCGCUUUAAGCAGUACAAACAAAAUUAGUCCUUAAAUCCUUGCUUGGAAAUUUGACUCUUUCAUGGACCUCAUGAUCUCUUAAUGUAUUCUCGAAAUGUAGCUGCAGAUGUUUGCCCUGUGGCUCCCAAGCAUUCACCUCGUGCUGUGGUAAACAGGUGGACAAACGGAGAAAACCUGAAAUUAAUAUCGUGUUGGAUUCUUUUUCGAAGCAACUAAAAGCCGAGCAUGGGUGGAAACACUCCCUGAAUAGCCAGAAAGCGUUCCCAUUUCUUUCACGUGUAUUGCAAGUGUUCUGUCGCAAAGACUACCUGAAGAAUCGACAGCAAAAAUAAUAAAAUAAGGUUGUCAGUGUCCACUUUUUAGAUCAUGUUAAAGAUUUCCAGGCCUGUUAGGCAUUGUUCCAAAUGACUGAAUUACUAUCGUGGCUUUAUAAAGCGCCUUUGUUCGGUAUAAUUCAAAGCCUUCCUCGUUUCUGUCAUCACAAUAUCUCUUUGAGAUAGGAAGAGACAGAGUAAGCAUCGAGAAUUCACAGAUGAUGGAGAAAGAGGCCCAGGGAGGGUAAAUGAUUUGCCAUUUUUACUCCUAGGUGGUCAUUUUCCAACUAUGUCUUCAGCCUUGCAUUCGUGCAAGCAUUUUUAAUCCUUGGGUCCAGAGGAGGAAAAACAAGCUUGCUCUUAACUGAGAAAAGAACGAGGAAGGAUAUUUCUAAAUCUCGGUGUAUGCUUUUCCUGUUUUAGAUGGACUCUGAAGCUGAUCGAAAAUCUGAUAGGAACUGUGGAGAUGGUUUUAGCCACCUAGUUUUCUUAGUAAAGAUGUAAUCUUAAUUCGAUUUAGGCGCUGAGCUUGCUGAAAGCAUUUUUAUAUGGACUUUAUAUGGUGUUUUCGCAUAAACAGCGUCUUUGACUUUAGAGAAUGCUAUAUGUUCUCAGAAUUUUGAGUCUUUAAAAAAGUUGACAAGCUAAUCAGCUUUCACUAGAAAUCUAAAGAUCUCAAAGGUUUAAUUUUUAAAAUGAAACUUGAAAUUGCUGAAAUUUAUAGGAAGUUUUGUUUGGAAAAGAGAAAAAAACUUAGGCUGAGAAUGCUUCUGCCAAAUUUUGUUUGUACUUUGCCUUCAAUUUUUUGGUUAAUUGCCCCAAAGAAUAGAAAUCCAGAAGGGUAAAAAUGAAUGUCAUUUUGCAAGUGAAUUUUUAUCAUUCGACCUGUUUUUUGACUAGCUAAAGUCCUGUGUGCUUUAUUGAUAAAACAAUCUCUGGUGAAGGUUCCUUGUGACAGUCAGCAAUAACUGAAGUUAUUCCAUUCCUUCAGGCUCUAUAAACAAAGUGGAAAUUAAUUGCGGCAGGCAAAUUGUACCCUUUUAGAGAUUCCUAUGUGAAAGUAUCAUUAGAGUCCCUAUUUCAAGUAAAGUCAUCAGAAUACUUGUUUUAUUAAUAAAUUGUAUUGAAUGGAGUCUCAAGGAUCUUGUUUGUUUUAUGGCUCAUCUGAGUUCUGAUUCAGUGCCUAAUUGUGACUGACGUUCAUUGAGAACUGAAUGAUUUUUCAAGAAUUCUGAUGACUUAAGGGUACUCAUCAUAGCAUUUGCUUUUAGCAUUUCCUCCGUCACCUGUUUCCACAUGAGUGAUGCUGUCAGCUGAUGUACUGAUACUGAACGGCCUGUUGAUAAGUAACUCCUCUCCAUCUAGAAAUAUUUAGAGAAACUUGGAACAAUUCGCUUUUUAUUCUGAACUUUUUUGUUCACUCUUAACUGCCUAAUGCUUCAAAACAGGUAACUGUUUUUCCUUCGCAAUUCUAAAAUAAGAGAAGGAAAUUUGUCUUUUUGAAUUUCAUGACUUUGUAAUUUUAUGGUCCCAAAAUCUACUGUUAGGGGAGGAAAAUGUGAUUUUUUUUUAAUACAGCAUCCAGCAUCUACUUCUUGGAGUCGUUUCACUCGAGAUAUAAAGGCAAACUGCUAAACAUUCAUUAACAAAAUAUAUCUAUUAUAAUUUUCCCUGCCACUAAUCCAUUCAAAUAAAAUGUGAGUUUGUAUCCUGA
Molecule: messenger RNA, 3429 nt
Organism: Tachyglossus aculeatus (Australian echidna)
Lineage: Eukaryota; Metazoa; Chordata; Mammalia; Monotremata; Tachyglossidae
Gene: GCLM
Product: glutamate-cysteine ligase modifier subunit
Exons: 7
Coding region: 60-884 (274 amino acids)
Biological process (GO): glutathione biosynthetic process
Cellular component (GO): glutamate-cysteine ligase complex
Molecular function (GO): enzyme regulator activity; glutamate-cysteine ligase catalytic subunit binding
Source: RefSeq, a predicted model, not a curated record